GGUAGCAGCGGUGUCAACGUUGGGCUGUAGCCUGGAAACAAUAAUAGAGUGACGGCCAGGAGAAGAGGCGGCAGUUUAUUCGAGAAUCCGGCAAUGGAUGACAACCUGGUCCGGAGGGAGGCAGGUCGUCCGAGGAGGGCGUCUACUGCCACCGAGCUUGGAGCUAACGUUAGCCCGCAAGAUGCCGAGAUUAUCGAAAUACACCCAGACAGAGAAUCUCAAACUGGUGCAGGGAAACUGAGUGCUGCAGGUAGGAGGAUGGACAGGAGUAACUCGGCACCGCAAGGGGUCUACCAGAGACAUAUGCCGAUGGCGCCCCUCAAGUUCCCCAUACCGAGGAAAACCAAGGAAAAGAGAGCUCUGUUCCACUAUGUCUCCACUGAGUCCAGGGAGUAUGAAGACAUGAUGACCAUCCUUACGUCUAGUUACAUCGACACUGGCUCUGCUAGCUGCUUCACCUACUGCAAGCCUCGGCUUGUUCAUAGUGAGCUACUGGAGAAAGAGUUUGUGGAAAAGAGGAGGGAGAUGAAGUCAGAUGGGAGGACUGACAAGGAGCUGGAAGAGAGCUACUGUUUCCUGUUGGCUGAUACUGAUAAGCUGCCUUGGCUCUGUGAGAAGGGGCUGUUUGUGGGUCAGAGCUGGAUGACAGUGCUAGGAAACCCCAGUAAAGGAGUGUAUCUGUCCAGGUACUCAGACUUGCUCCAGGUUAACACCAUAACGCCUGGAACCACAGGGGAGAUCAUCAUCUUCAAAGUCAUGAAGGGCAAAGUGAAGAGCAUCUAUGAAAACAUGAAGAACCUUCUAGAUCCAACGCCUCGCUUCGACAGCCACAUCUCCAAGAAUUGCAGCAAAGUCACCUCGCUCACCUCCUACCGCGCCCUCGAGCUCACGCAGCAAUACUUCUACGAGUAUUCAUUUGAUGAGCUGCGGGAACGACCUCGCCAGGUAUGUCCGUACGCUGUCGUCUCCUUCCAGUUUAAAGGAAAAGACUCACCACUUCCCAACAAACCCCUGCCUCCCCUCAGGUUGAACAGCCAAUCAGCAGAGGGGAGUACAGAGAGGACACAGUUCACAGUGUGGACUGGAGAUUUGGUGAAAGAUGGCAGAGUUCUCUUCCAGAUCUCCCUUCGCUCCUUCUCUCCUCCCUUCCUCCCCCACAGACUGCCAGAGAAGUUGGAAAUUGGUUCGUUGAUGAGGCUUGACCAGGUGACCACGCUGCUCCCCUCAGAACUGUUUUCCUACAACAUCUACACCAACAGCCAAGAAGUUGUGAAGAACGGCCACUGCUGCAGUCUUCUGGAGGUCACUGACAAAAGUCGGUCUACGACCAACGUGACAAAACUGCUGCAGGAACUGGAGAUAAAGAGGGUGGUUCUGGUGACUCAACUUACAGAGAGAGGCUUUCUCUUCCUGCUGUCCAGUGUUCAGAUGGCCACACCCACUGAGAGGGGAGAGAGCUGGAAAAGGUGUCUGCAGGCCUUGUUUGUCUUCCCAGAGUCCAGAGAUGUGACCAGAUCUAUAUUAAGGUGCACCCCCUCUUCCCAUGAUGCCUCGGUGUCUGGUGGCACGGUGAUGCCACGGCUGAGCCAGUUUAUCCCAGCGUUGCACCAUGCCCUGGUCAAGGCCCGCGCCAACCCCCCUCCUGAGCUGUCUGCCGGUGUGGAGCGACAGGCACGGGAAUACCUCAUCGGCCUGAAUGAAGGCAACGUGCGACAGUACCCAAUGAGCAAGUACGAAUCCACGUUGGAUGAGGAAGGAAGGCUGUUUCCUGCUCCCAAACACCACAGAGUGAACAUGGAUGGAUACCUGCGCUCCUACCUCUAUAGCCCCGCCCUCUACCUUCUGUCAGUGGCCCGGGCCAGGUUGAUGGUGGAGGCGCACUGUGGCCCUGAGGAGCAACAGGAGGUGAAGCUCAAGAAGAGCUACGCAGGCCCAAGAGAGGCGACGGGGAAGGAGGUGACCUGCAACACUAGAGACGGACAGACCAACACUCAAAAGAUGCAGCAGCUGCUAGACCUGGUUUUGACCUGUAAGAAAAAUGCAGAGAAUGAGGUGAGCAGGGAGGAAGGAGGAGGAGGUGCGGUGAAGGCACCAGGGAGGAAGAGGCGAAUGGAGCAGGAGACCGCAGAGAGGACGCUUAAGUUCCUGAAGGCAUCACAGGAACCGGGAACACACAGCAAGAUUCCAGUUGAGGGAAACCAAGUCCCUGCCUCUUCUGGCUUUCUUGCGUCUGUGAUUGGCUCAGUGGGUUUGAAGGAUGUUGAUCUGAGGGAAGACGAAUCUGAACUAGCUGCCAAACUUCUUGGCCUUCUGGCAGGCCUCAACAAGGCUGCCAGGGGAACGGCCUAUCAGAGCCCUUGUGAAGUGCAAGAGGCUGGCCAGAGGGAAUCCUGUCCAUUUGAUAGGUUGGCCGCCAAGUUGGGUCUGCCCACCAACUGUGACAUUGACUUGAGGAAGCAGGAGGAGCUGGAGGAGCAGACGGCGGGCAGUGUCAGUAGUUUGGAGGGAUUCAGUCCGAGUUCCCACAGCGGGGAGAUGAAUCACCAUGGGGCAGCAGGUAGAGGAGAAGGGCUGGGGAGGAGAGCAGGAGGAUACGAAGAGGAGGAGGAAGAGGGCGAGAUCCCGUGGGUCCUCAUCCCCAUCACAGGUCUGUGUUCAGAACGGUAUACCCAGAGAGAAAGAAACAUCCCUCAGGACCCUCGCUUCCAGCACCUCACCAUGGCAACAAGCAUCAGCACAACAACCAGACCUCCCAGGGAGAGCCCCACCCCAUCUCCUGAGCCCUGCCCUCAUCCCUCCCCCUUCCUGUGCCCAUCCCCUGAGCCCAGCCUUCUCCCUUCCCCCUCCCAAUGCCCAUCACCUGACCCCAGCCCUCCCCCUUCACAAUGCCCGUCUCCAGAGCCCAGCCCUCCCCCUUCCCCGUCUCAAUGCCCGUCCCCGGAGCCCGCCUCUCCCCCCUCGCCCUCCAAAUGCCCAUCUCCACAGCUCAACUCUCCCCCCUCUCCGACCCAAUGCCCGUCCCCUCAGCUUAGCCAUCCCCCCUCCCCUUCCCGGUGCCUGUUCCCAAAGCGCAAUGAGCUCAGCCCAUUUAACAAGGACCCCAGUGGUGCUAACGAGGAGCACUUGGCUCUCGCAGCCUCCAGGGAGUUUGCAGGUGUGUCCGAGGACAGACAGGAGAAACCUCAGGGGAAAGAAAAGAAGAAUGAAGAGCCAUCCAUCCGACCAUCUAUCCCUCCGGUUUCGGCUCUGGAGAGGAGGACAAACCCCACACCACCAGCGGGGAGAGAGAAGGAAGAUGCUGAGGGGAAAACUGGGGAGGUGACGGGGCUACAGGUGGAACCAUCAGAGAAGGAAAAAGAAACUCAGUCGAUUGAAAAAAUGCAAUGGAAAGGGGGAGAAGAGGCCCGUGAGGGUAAGAAAGGCGAGGAGGUGGUUGGAAUUACACAUGUGGUAGGUAGUGAUGAAGAGCCAAAGAAAGAAACGAAGGAACUGGUAGGUGGCUCUUUGUUUCCUCCAUCUGUCUCCUCACCUCCUUCUCGUCUUCUCAGACAAAUUGACGGCAUUGUGGACAAACAUCUGGGGGACUUCUCCUCUGAGGUACAGCUCGUCCUGCAGGAGGAGAACAUUCAUUACAGCUUCCCACAGUCGCCACACUCCACUUCGAACACAGACGCCACAGCUUUUCAACACGCACUCCCACACACCACCAUAUCGCAGUUUUCACAGUAUGUGUCUUUCUACAACCCCUGUCCCCCUGUCCAGGACUACGUUAGCUCACUACACGAAGGCAUUAACAGUAUGCUAACAGAGCUUGGUGACAGCUGGCCGAGCCUCAAGCCUGCCACCAGCCAGACUAAUACCGAUGCUGCCUUGGCUAGCACAGUUAGUGCUUUUGUGUCCAGCAUCCGAGCAGCCAAUGCCAAAACAGGCAGAGAUGAUAAUGAUGUCUGUGUUGAACUGACAGCUACUGAUGUCUGUGCUUCAGUCAGUCCUGCACUCUCCAGAGGAGGUGAAGUGUGGCAGCCACAAACAGUUGCCAGACAGUUCCCUGAUGCUGCAAACUGCGGGAAUCCCUCAUCUUCUCAUGACACUUUAUCUGUUGCUACCUCUGCAUCUGGUUUUGUCUGUAAGCCUGCCAACACUAACGUCCUCCAUGCUCCUCCUGACAUGUGCCCACAGCCCCACUGGAAACCACAGCAAAGUCACACUUCAGAGACCAAUAGAGCUGCUGAUUGUAACAUCAGACAAACACAAGACAGCAGCAUUACCAGGACUGUAAGUUGUACUGCUGGUGUAGAGGGUGGGAGUAUUCUUGCAGGUACAGGCUGUGAGGUGACGUUGCCAGGGUUCAGCAGAGUAUCUAAACCCUUGACGGAACCAUCGCACCCAUCUGAGCCGGUUUCCAGUCCGGCCUCUGUGUCCGUCCCCAUUCCUGGUUCAGCCCCUGCCCCCCCGACCACAGCCCUGAGCUCCCUGAUUAGCCAGCUGCAGCCAGAGGUGUUCAGCAGUCUGGUGGAGAUCAUCAAAGACGUCAAGAGAAACUCUGUGCAGUUCUACCUCCACAGCACUGAGCCUGAGGACCGGGUCUAUGAAGAAACCAAGGAACACCUGUUGAAGCAGGGUAAUGUGGAGCAGAGUCCUGUGGCCUUUCUGAAUGAACAAAACUCUGACAGCAGACUGCUGGUCAUCAUUAAGAAUAAAGACAUCGCUGGACACGUUCACAAGAUCCCAGGUCUGGUGUCUCUGAAGCGACGCCCAACUGUGAUGUUUGUGGGAAUCGAUACACUGGACGACAUCAGGAACAACGGUUACAACGAACUUUUUGUUUCUGGAGGCUGCAUCAUUUCAGACGAGCUAAUCCUCAAUCCAGACUUCAUCAAUCAUGAUCAACUGGCUGCACUGCUGAUGGUCCUGGAACAGCGAAGUUCUCCAGAGAAUGUCUGGAGGUGGAAGGUUCACUGCAAAACCCACAAGAAAUUAAAAGAACAAGCCAGGUUCAGGAGAGAUGCAGCCAACCUACUGGAUGUACUGUCAGCCUAUCAGAAGCGCCACAUCAUCGAGUUCCUCCCGUAUCAUCACUGCGACAUGAUGAACCAUCAGUCACCUGACCUGGACUGUCUCAUGGAGCAUCAGGCUCGAUACACACAGUACAGACACACUGUCCUCCUGACUGAGCACCAUGUUGAGAAGUUCCAUGCCUACGCCAGUGGUGGCAUUGUUGUAGCCCGUAUCGAAGAAAUUCUGCACGACUUCUCCAGACUGGUCGGUUCCCAUGACGCCAAGGACAAUCAGCCAAUCAUAGAUGACAUGCUGGCUCCCAAAGAACGCAUCCAUUCUCUCUCAUCCCAUGACCAACCCCAACAUCUCCUCCAGCAGUCUGGCUCUGGCCUCCCCUCUCUCUCCCACCUCUCUGACCAGCUUGUCCCAGACGCCUCCUGUAAGGAAGGUGUGCUGUACCAUUCAGGCAAAGACUAUGAGGAUCUUCGACUGGCCAUCUCACAGUUACGGGCUGAACGUCAGGCACAGCUGCUGCGGCAGCGGCAGCAGCAACGGUUAGACUCUCAGCCAGAGUUGAUCAGCCCCCUCAAUAGCUUCCUUCCCAAUCCCGUUCAUACAGGUAGUCAUCACACCACCCCUGUUUUAGGUGAAGGAGGUCCCACUGAGGUGGUCCAGCUCAUUUCUGGCAACAAAGCAGUGACUGCCACUCUGGAGUUAAUUCACUCAGCACUGCAGCCAGACCUGGGCGAGGAGGAGAAGGGGGAGGUCGGAGCAAAGGGGCGGAGGUGUGGAGGAAGUCAAGGAGGAGGAGAGCCUGGAGAUCAGAGGGAUGGUACUCCAGUAAGAGUGGUGGGGCCGCCGCGAGGAAACCCGGGUCUGAGUAAUAUCGACGCAUCUACCCCUUUGUCCAAUCAAAACACAGCUGCAGUGACGGAACCAAGUAACCAGAUAGACUCCACCAAUGACAAGAGAGAGAAAGCAGAGCAACAAGGAGCACCUGCAUUUCCCACAGCAGCUAAAGUUGGUGCAGCCUCCUCCAGUACCACAGCUUGUCCUGUAGAGGGCGACAGAUCGAGUAAAGACACACAGUUGGGCCGAGAGCAGCCAUUAAGAGGAGAGGAAGCACCACCUGGCAACAGCACUGUGGGGACUGCUAGCAGCACCAGAGCAAUAGGAAGUAGCACCGUGGUAACCAACCAGAAGGACAGCAAAACCCCUUCUGUGGCGCAUCUACAGCAGAUCCAACAGUCUCAACAACGUCUGCAGCAACUAAACAACCAGCAGCAGCUCCAGCAGAGUCUGUCACACCUACAACAGCCACCUCAUAGCCAGCAGCAGCGGGGCGCCGGCCUCCUGCAGUUCCCACACCUGCCUCGACACCAGCAUUUCUCCCAAGGCCCCUUACUGGGACCCCUGACUGCCCUGGGAGGUGGCCUCCUUGGGCCCACACCUGUCUGGCCAGGGGGCCUGGGCCCCAGAGGUGCUGCUGCCCUGGUCUGGGGCUUCCAACAGGCCGGCAGGGACUUCGCUGGUUCUAGACUGCUGGGGGGGUACCACAACCCUGCAGGUCAGGGGAGCAACAGGUACAGAGGGGGGCAAAGAGGAGGGGGCUUUAAUGGGAUGUAGAGAGCCAGUUUAACUACACCAGCUGACUAUCCCAUUGAACGUCCCUUGCUGACCUCUACACACCUGCUGCGGGUCAUGUAGCAGCUUUAAGAGUGGAAGGAAAACCAAAAACUACCACCCUUAGGAAGAGGCUGAAACGGCCAUAUCCCACAAACUGACAGGUGCUAGACGGAAGAAGGAGUGACCACACUCUGUAUGCAGCUCCCAUAGUUUAUUAUUUAUCAUCUCAGGGUGCCGUCUAACCCUGAUCCAGGACUGUCACACAUCACGGCCCUAGAUGCUGUCUCCAUGAAUCUGGACAUUUCAGUCACUCAAGUUCAUGACAUGCAUGACAUUUGGUUACAGAAAGAAUGUUGAAAAUCUCUUUCCGGCUGGGAUCAAUCCAGGGAUGGAAAAGAAUUGAUGACAGGCAGGCGUGAAGUCACUAAAACAAGAUUUUAUGUGCAAGUCCCGUAAAAUCUAAAUCAAUUUCUUCUUCACUCACUGGCUGCAGCUCAACAACGAUGUGCUCAGUGUCGCCACUGAUGGCCGGAAGCUAUGUAACAGCAAGAGUGAUUCAAUUUUCACAUUUGAAAAACAGAAAGAUUUUUUUUCUAGGUGAGGCUGUUUGCUGACUGUAAAAAGCAGCCACCUCACAGUGAUGUGAGCUUGUCACUCAGCGAGGCAGCAAAGACGAUGAAGAGAACCUUAAUUCUAAAACGGUGAUCGAGCUGUGUGGCUUUCAAAUUAUUUUUUUCAAAGUCCUUAUCUAAAUUGACUUUACUAGAAGGGACCAUUCCUAGUUUGAGUAAAUGAGGUUUUUUUUUGUUACCCUGCUCCCACCUGACCUCCAGGAAAGUCCAGGAGGUGGCAAUCCAGGAUUCUGACACGUGGUUUGACAGUCGUGGAUCAGGCCUCAGUGAUGUUUCACAUCCUCUUCAUCACACAAACCAGACUCUGAAACCCCCUGUCAAGUACCACCUGUAUUAAAGUGAGUAAAGAAAAAGCCACCUGUAGUAUUCAGUGACUAGAAUACACCUGUUUACUCCCCACUGGAAAGCACUACCUACAGACCUGCUGGCACAGAGAGUCAGAAAAGCCCUGAUGGAACAGGCCGUUUCUCCGUCUUUGGAUGCGUUAUAGAGAAAAGAACAGCGAGGAAAUGUUGAGUUUCUCUGCCAUGUUUUCAGAUCUUUCAUUUAAUGUCAUUGAAAGAGAUCAGAGCUGACAUUUACAGCAGUUAAUGUCUGGAGCUGUUUUUAAACUCUGCCUCAGAGAGACCAUCUUCUACCAGAAUGUGAUGUCUCAGGUUUCACCCGUGUAAUUAAAUAAAGUAUAAUUUAUCUGUUUUAUUCCUGUCCGCUGCUCUGAGUCAGAGCAUUGACUAAAAACACCUCCGGUUGGAUCCCACUUCCCAGCUUUCUUCAGUUCACCUCCUCACUGACUGUUUUGGCACUUUUUCACUGACUGUGUUUUCCACACUCUGGAAAAUGGAAUCUAAAUAUAUGCUUUCCGGGGCACGGCGGGAACUCCAAAGUUUUUUUGGUUUGUUUUGAGGAACCCUGAUAGUUACUCAAGCAACCCGAAAAAUGAAUCUUUUCAGAAGAACCCCUGACGAUGUUUUCUACAGUGAGGAAACUUGAGCUGCUUAUUUUUUCUCUUUGCAUCACCGGAGACUCGGAGAUGCACCCUGAUUCUUAAACUGACACUGUAGAAGAAGUAAAAAGAAAAAAAGCCCUACAGGAAAAGAGAUGGACAGACUGCCUUACACGUCUUCCAGAGGACUCUCUAUGUCUUGUAAAAAAAAUUGCAGUUUUUUUUUGUACUGAAUGUUUGUUUUGUUACCCUGGACGCUGUUCGUGUUAAGUUGCUGUUGUAUGUGCAGUAGAAAGUGACUCCGUAACAGACUGCUUUUAA
Molecule: messenger RNA, 8520 nt
Organism: Chelmon rostratus (copperband butterflyfish)
Lineage: Eukaryota; Metazoa; Chordata; Actinopteri; Chaetodontiformes; Chaetodontidae
Gene: tasora
Product: transcription activation suppressor a
Exons: 28
Coding region: 94-6624 (2176 amino acids)
Biological process (GO): negative regulation of gene expression, epigenetic; protein localization to heterochromatin
Cellular component (GO): nucleoplasm; heterochromatin
Molecular function (GO): chromatin binding
Source: RefSeq, a predicted model, not a curated record